UAUCCCCGUAAAUGUUCCCUUGAAAGUUUUUUUGUAUUUAUUUUCACGAAAUGGAAAAUUAUUCACGAAACUUAAACGAAAAUAUAACGUAUUAACCUAUGGUACCGUACAUUAAAAUAAAACAAAAUGGCCAGUCAGGAAAUUGAAUUUGAUCAAUUCAGUGAUCCUAACAACCCGCGUAAAAUAAAAUUUGAAGACAUCGUAGCUGCUGCUAGGAGAAUAUCAGGAUAUGUUGAUCGUACACCAUGCUUGAGAGCGCAUAUGUCAUCGAGACUGGGCAUGGAAGUGUUUUUAAAGGCAGAAUCUAUGCAACACACAGGAUGCUUUAAGGAACGUGGAGUGCUAAACGCUUUGACACAACUUAAUGUUGACCAGAAGAGAAUCGGAGUGAUCUCAGCAUCUAUUGGUAACUAUGGUAUAGCUUUGAGUUGUGUUGCUACAAAAAUGAGCAUACCUUGCAUCGUGGUGAUGCCUAUAAAUACUCCAACCAACAAGAUUAGCAAGGCUCGAGAAUAUGGGGCAAAAGUUAUGCUUCACGGCACCAAUAUGCAAGAUGCCAUCAUGCAAGCAAAGUUGUUACGGAAAGAUAAAAAGAUGCUUUAUAUUAAUGG
Molecule: messenger RNA, 611 nt
Organism: Hyposmocoma kahamanoa
Lineage: Eukaryota; Metazoa; Arthropoda; Insecta; Lepidoptera; Cosmopterigidae
Product: L-threo-3-hydroxyaspartate ammonia-lyase-like
Exons: 4
Biological process (GO): L-threonine catabolic process; L-serine catabolic process
Molecular function (GO): threonine deaminase activity; L-serine ammonia-lyase activity
Source: RefSeq, a predicted model, not a curated record